Ochotona curzoniae (black-lipped pika) is the source of this 3078-nucleotide messenger RNA. It is a transcript of the gene MAT2A, whose product is annotated as methionine adenosyltransferase 2A. The transcript has 9 exons. NCBI's taxonomy places the organism in Eukaryota, Metazoa, Chordata, Mammalia, Lagomorpha, Ochotonidae. The record is from RefSeq and is a predicted model, not a curated record. Gene Ontology annotation, biological process: S-adenosylmethionine biosynthetic process. Gene Ontology annotation, molecular function: ATP binding; methionine adenosyltransferase activity. Gene Ontology annotation, cellular component: cytosol; methionine adenosyltransferase complex. The coding region runs from base 97 to 1191 and encodes 364 amino acids.
CUCCGCGCCGGCCUGCCCGUCCCCUGUGGAACGCAGUCGCCGCUGCUCGCUCGCUGUCCUCGCCUUCCCCUCUCGCUGACCACCACCCGCGUCAACAUGAACGGGCAGCUCAACGGCUUCCACGAGGCCUUCAUCGAGGAGGGCACGUUCCUCUUCACUUCCGAGUCCGUCGGGGAAGGCCACCCAGAUAAAAUUUGUGACCAGAUAAGUGAUGCUGUCCUGGAUGCCCACCUUCAGCAGGACCCUGAUGCCAAGGUGGCCUGCGAAACUGUUGCUAAAACUGGCAUGAUCCUUCUUGCUGGGGAGAUUACAUCCAGAGCUGCUGUUGACUACCAGAAAGUGGUUCGGGAAGCCAUUAAACACAUUGGCUAUGACGAUUCUUCCAAAGGAUUUGACUAUAAGACUUGUAAUGUGCUGGUGGCGCUGGAACAACAGUCACCAGAUAUUGCUCAAGGUGUUCAUCUUGACCGGAAUGAGGAAGACAUUGGUGCAGGAGAUCAGGGUUUAAUGUUUGGUUAUGCCACUGAUGAAACGGAGGAGUGUAUGCCUUUAACGAUUGUUUUAGCACAUAAGCUCAAUGCCAAACUGGCUGAACUCCGCCGCAAUGGCACUUUGCCUUGGUUACGCCCAGAUUCUAAGACUCAAGUGACGGUGCAGUAUAUGCAGGACCGAGGCGCCGUGCUUCCCAUCAGAGUCCACACAAUUGUUAUCUCUGUUCAGCAUGAUGAGGAAGUUUGUCUUGAUGAGAUGAGGGAUGCCUUAAAGGAGAAGGUCAUCAAAGCUGUUGUACCUGCAAAAUACCUUGAUGAGGAUACAAUUUACCACCUGCAGCCAAGUGGCAGAUUUGUUAUUGGUGGGCCUCAGGGUGAUGCGGGAUUGACUGGCCGGAAAAUCAUUGUGGACACUUAUGGUGGUUGGGGAGCUCACGGAGGAGGUGCCUUUUCAGGAAAAGAUUAUACCAAGGUGGACCGCUCAGCUGCUUAUGCUGCUCGUUGGGUGGCAAAGUCCCUUGUUAAAGGAGGUCUGUGCAGGAGGGUGCUUGUUCAGGUCUCUUACGCUAUUGGAGUUUCUCAUCCAUUGUCUAUCUCCAUUUUCCAUUAUGGCACCUCUCAGAAGAGUGAGAGAGAGCUGUUAGAGAUUGUGAAGAAGAAUUUUGAUCUGCGCCCUGGGGUCAUUGUCAGGGUGUUAUGAGUUUCUUAAAAGUGGGAUUUUAAGGCUUGGUAAGUAUUUCAUGGUCACAGAUAAGCUUCUGAGUUUUCUGACAAAGCCAGGGGUGGAAAAACGAGCACUGUAUUUACUAAUGAGGACUGUGCAAGGAGUUUGGACACCAGGGAAGUAACAAACACUUUUGCCAUAAACUUUUUUCCUAGCAUACCCCAGAGAACAGAACUCUAUGCCAGAGCUCUUGAAAAUGAGUCUUGCUGAUUGUUUUUGCUUUAUUUUAAUUCAGUGCUACAUAUUAAGUUAUGGACUUGUAUAUUCCAGGGAUCUGGAUCUGAAGAAGCCAAUUUAUCAGAGGACUGCAGCCUAUGGCCACUUUGGUAGGGACAGCUUCCCAUGGGAAGUGCCCAAAAAGCUUAAAUAUUGAAAGUGUUAGCCUUUUUUCCCCAGACUUGUUGGCGUAGGCUACAGAGAAGCCUUCAAGCUCUGAGGGAAAGGGCCCUUCUGACUAAAUUCUCCUGUCCUCUUUCAGCUCCUGCUAAGUUGCAGUCACUCUAGUCAAUGACAUGAAUUUUAGCCUUUGUUGGGGGACUGUAAGUUGGGCUUGCUAUUCUGUCCCUAGGUGUUUUGUCCACCAUUAUAAUGAACUUAGUGAGCAUAGGUGAUCCAUGUAACUGCCUAGAAACAACACUGUAGUAAUAAUGCUUUGAAAUUGAACCUGUGUGCCCUGUUGCCCAACCCUCAAGUCCUAAUUGCAUUGAGUUACCCACCAGAUGCUGAAAAUGUCCUUGUAAUGUGCACGUAAAGUAUUUGUAGUCCACUAUAGCUUCUGUCUGGCAAUGCCACAACCCUGUCAGCAUGAAUUUGUAAUGUCUUGAGCUCUUAUGAAUGUGAAGCCCCUCUUUAUCCUCCCUGUAACUCAGCCCAUUUCUAAUUAUGUAGCUCUUUGUCAGGGAGUGUCCCUAUCCAAUCAGUCUUGCAUGUAACGCAAGUUCCAGUUGGAGCUCUAGCCUGACAUAAAAAGGCAGUUACUAUUAAACCAUCUCCCUGGUGCUUAUGCUCUAAUGGCCACCUCUAACAGCACCAAAUUAAAUCUCUCCACUUUCAGCUGUCUUUUGGAGGACGUACGUAAUAAGGUUUCUACUUAGCAAACCAAUCCUAUGCAUGGUUUCAGCACUAGCCAAACCUCACCAACUCCUAGCUCUAGAAAAACGGGCACUUGGCACCCUUGUGAUAUCAUACAGAGAAGUCACAGGGCAGUACCUGAGGGUCUGUAGGUUGCACACUUUGGUACCAGAUAACUUUUUUUUUUUUCUUUAUAAGAAAGACUGAGUACUCCACACUGCACAAUAACUCCUCCCAGGGUUUUAACUUUGUUUUAUUUUCAAAACCAGGUCCAAUGAGCUUUCUGAACGGCUGGUGUAGCUACAGAGAAACCAGCUUUCUUCAGAGAGCAGUGCUUUUGGCGGGGAGGAGGAAAUCCCUUCAUACUUGAACAUUUUCUAAUUGCUUAUUUAUUGUAUUCUGGGGUAUGGCGUAAGUACAGAGAAGCCAUCACCUCAGAUGGCAGCUUUUAAAUUUUUUUUUUUCUCUCAACACCAUGAUUCCUUUAACAUGUUUCCAGCAUUCCCAGGUAGGCCAAGGUGUCCUACAGAAAAACCUUGGGUUAGACCUACAGGGGGUCUGGCUGGUGUCAACAGAAGGGAGGGCAGAGCUGGUGCAGCUGGCCAUGGAGGAAGCGGACUUGGCUGGUGUGGUACAGAGAAGCCAGCUUGUUUACAUGCUUAUUCCAUGACUGCUUGCCCUAAGCAGAAAGUGCCUUUCAGGAUCUAUUUUUGGAGGUUUAUUACGUAUGUCUGGUUCUCAAUUCCAACAGUUUAAUGAAGAUCUAAAUAAAAUGCUAGGUUCUACCUUAAA